AUGUCGGGUAAAAGCUUCCAGGGAUUGAAGGAACAGGCUGAAGGUACAGCAAAAGAUGCUGGAAGCGCGUUGGGGCAGGCCACGCAGGAUGCAGUCAACCAGAUUACAGAUGCAAGCCAGAAAGCUAUUGACAAGGCUUCCAAGAUGGCACAGGAUGGAGUAGAAAAAGCAACUGGACAAGCCGCAGAAGCAAUGUCUGGAUUUGGGAAAAAAUGUGGAUUUAAAAAAUGA
This is a messenger RNA of Acanthisitta chloris (rifleman), 231 nucleotides long. RefSeq names its product adipogenesis regulatory factor (gene ADIRF). NCBI's taxonomy places the organism in Eukaryota, Metazoa, Chordata, Aves, Passeriformes, Acanthisittidae. The coding region runs from base 1 to 231 and encodes 76 amino acids. Gene Ontology annotation, biological process: positive regulation of fat cell differentiation. The transcript has 3 exons. Gene Ontology annotation, cellular component: nucleus. The record is from RefSeq and is a predicted model, not a curated record.